UUUUCUAUUAUUUUAUUGUCUCUCUGCAACUCUUCUUUGUCUUAAAGAAGACGAAACAAUCUCUUUCUUUUUUCUCUGUUUUUCUAACUUUUCUUCUAAUGUCCAUGGCUACAAAGCAACAAUAAAGCAAAGUUUAUAUAAAAAUCCUUUAUUUUUUUUAACAUAGAAAUGCUCUUCAAUCUUUUGUGUGUCAAGCCAUGUGAGUUCACUGACACGGUCUCUUCUUCUUCUUCUUAUUUGUAUUUAUUGUCUUUACUGAGUCACUGACUCAGUGAGUCACAUACGGCAUUCUCUCUGUCUCUUCUAUAUGGAUUAUUCUUAUCCGGCAAGAAGCAGCUCGCCGUUAUCGUAUCGGAAAUCUUCGAGUUUUUCGUCCACUUCUUCGACUUCUUCGUUUUUCAGCAACAAACCAAUGCAUCACAUGAGCUCCUCGUCUUCGUCUUCGUUUUUCAACUCGGGGAGUGAAUACGGUUCUCGAUCCAUGUCCGAUUCGAUGCACUACGGUUCUCAAGGUUACAAUGCUCGCCCGCCAGUUGCUUACGGGUCGGAUGAGAUAAUAGGCGAGCCGUUCGAGGCGUCGAGACCGGGGGAUAGUAUUUCAGUUACAAUUCGGUUUAGGCCCUUGAAUGAAAGGGAAUUUCAUAGAGGGGAUGAGAUCGCGUGGUAUGCGGAUGAGGAUAAUAUUGUGAGAAACGAGUAUAAUCCAGCUACUGCUUAUGCUUUUGACAAAGUAUUCGGGCCUCAAGCAACAUCGCAAGAGGUUUAUGAGGUAGCUGCUAAACCUGUAGUGAAGGCUGCAAUGGAAGGUGUUAAUGGAACUGUCUUUGCUUACGGUGUUACAAGCAGUGGGAAGACACACACUAUGCAUGGAGAUCAAAAUGCUCCUGGUAUUAUACCUUUGGCAAUAAAGGAGGUAUUCAGCAUUAUCCAAGAUACUCCAGGGCGAGAAUUCUUACUCCGUGUGUCGUAUCUUGAAAUCUACAAUGAGGUUAUAAAUGAUUUGCUUGAUCCCACUGGUCAAAAUUUGCGCGUUAGAGAAGAUGCUCAGGGAACUUACAUCGAGGGUGUAAAAGAAGAAGUGGUUUUGUCGCCUGGGCAUGCCCUAUCUUUUAUUGCUGCAGGGGAAGAGCAUCGUCAUGUUGGUUCAAAUAACUUCAAUCUCUUUAGCAGCCGAAGUCAUACUAUAUUCACAUUGAUGAUUGAGAGUAGUGCCCGUGGUGAUGAAUAUGAUGGAGUGAUCUUCUCUCAACUUGUAUGGUUUAAUCAAUCUUUUAUUUUUCAAGAAAGAACAUUCCUCUUAAUAAAUGGCUUGACUUGUUACUUUCUUUGUUCCUUUAUUCAGAAUUUGAUUGAUUUAGCUGGGUCUGAGAGUUCAAAAACUGAUACAACUGGAAUAAGGAGAAAGGAAGGAUCUUACAUAAACAAAAGUCUACUGACUCUUGGAACUGUAAUAGGAAAGUUAAGUGAAGGAAAAGCUUGUCAUGUUCCAUAUCGUGACUCCAAGCUUACCCGUCUUCUGCAAUCUUCACUAAGUGGGCAUGGACUUGUUUCGCUCAUUUGCACUGUCACGCCUGCAUCUAGCAAUAUGGAGGAAACUCAUAAUACCCUGAAGUUUGCAAGCAGGGCUAAGCGAGUGGAAAUCUAUGCCUCACGUAAUAAGAUUAUUGAUGAAAAAUCAUUGAUUAAGAAGUAUCAAAGAGAAAUUUCUGUCCUCAAAGAAGAACUUGAUCGGCUAAGGAAGGGAAUGGUUGUUGGUGUUAAUCAUGAAGAACUUUUGAGCUUAAAGCAACAGUUGGAGGAAGGUCAGGUGAAAAUGCAGUCAAGAUUAGAGGAAGAAGAGGAAGCCAAAGCUGCUCUGAUGAGCAGAAUCCAAAGGCUUACCAAGCUUAUACUUGUUUCUACCAAAGAUACAAUCCCUGGAAGUUUGAGCGAUUUACCUAGUCAUCAAAGGAGGCAUUCUGUUGGUGAGGAGGAUAAACUGGAUCUACGAGUAGGUGAUACCUUGCUUAUAGAUGAUGAGAAUCAAAAAGAUUCUCCAUCUUUGGUUUCGGCACUUGUUACUGGUCCAUGUUAUGAGUUUAAACACAGAAGAUCCUCCAGCAGGAGGAAUGAUGAAUUCUCACCAGCUAGCCGUACUUUCACUGAGUCUACUCAAGCGGGCGAACUUAUUACUGGGAGUAAACCGCUGGCAGGCCGGAUGACAUCAGAUCAGAUGGACCUUCUUGUUGAGCAAGUUAAGAUGCUUGCUGGAGAGAUUGCACUUAGCACCAGUACCCUGAAACGGCUGGUGGACCAGUCUGUAAAUGAUCCUGAUGGCUCAAAAACCCAGAUUCAGAAUUUGGAAAGAGAGAUUCAAGAAAAGAAGAGGCAAAUGAGGGUUUUAGAGCAACGCAUAACUGAGAGCGAAGCUUCAAUUUCUAAAGCAACAUUUGUGGAUAUGCAGCAGAAAGUUAUGAAAUUGAUGACUCAGUGUAAUGAACAGAGUUUUGAGCUAGAGAUCAAAUCAGCUGAUAACCGUAUCCUCCAAGAACAGCUGCAGAACAAGUGUUCUGAGAUUGAGGAAUUGCAAGAGAAGGUGAAUCUCCUGGAGCAGCACUUGGCAUCUCUUUCCGGUGACAAAUUAUUAUUGUCAUCCAAAGAGGGAAUAUCUGAAGAAUAUGUUGAUGAGUUAAGAAAAAAGGUCCAAUCUCAGGAGAUUGAAAAUGAAAAAAUAAAACUCGAACAGGUGCAGCUCUCAGAGGAGGCCAGUGGGUUGCGUGUCCAAAAUCAAAAACUUGCUGAGGAAGCUUCUUAUGCUAAAGAAUUAGCAUCUGCUGCUGCAGUUGAGUUAAAGAGUUUGGCUGGUGAGGUGACAAAGCUCUCAGUACAAAAUGGAAAACUAGAGAAGGAAUUAAUAGCUGCUCGAGAAUUGGCACAUUCUAGAAGUUUUGCUAAUUCAACUUUCAAUGGUGUUAACCGCAAGUACAAUGACAGCAUGAGAUCUGGCAGGAAGGGACGGCUCUCUGGUCGCUCUCAAGACUUUUCAGUAGCAGUUGGUGAUGACUUUGAGUCCUGGAAUCUUGAUCUAGAUGAUCUAAAGAUGGAACUACAGGCUAGGAAACAGCAGGAGGCAGCUCUUAAAGCAGCUCUAGCUGAGAAGGAAUUGAUUGAAGAUGAGUAUCGGAAAAAAGUUGAAGAAGCAAAGAAGAGGGAGGAAGCUCUUGAGAAUGAUUUAGCUAACAUGUGGGUGCUUGUUGCUAAGUUGAAAAAAGGAGGAGCUGCUGCUACGCUUGACAGUAAUACAGAUGAGCCGCACAGUAAUGGUACUGAUAAUAUCGAAGAUCCGAAAGCAAACAACAUCGAGAGUAACAAUGUCCUGAAGGAGAGACAAGUUUCUGAAGUGCCUUCAAAACCAGCUAAUGAAAGACCCAAAGAAGAACCUCUGGUUGUACGUCUGAAGGCUCGAAUGCAAGAGAUGAAGGAAAAAGAGCUCAAGUCCCUUGGAAAUGGAGAUACUAAUUCCUAUAUUUUGUAAAGUAUAUUUUGAGUCACCCACUGCUCCUCUUUUCUCUCGUGUCGUCAUUUCAUUGCUUGAGAUAACCUGUUUCCUAUUUUCAGUGAUAAGCGGGUAUCAAUUCUUUCUUUAAUUUAUCUGUGUAACUGUUAAGGUUAGUGUACCAGAAGUUUGUUCUCUCCUUCACUGAGAAGCAGCUGUAAAAAUAAAUAAAGAGAUUUAAGGUUAAAAAUAUUUUUGAAAAAGAAAAAAAAAAGGUUAAUUCAUUAAAAAUUGCAGAUACAAGGUGUUGCUUUGUUUAAAAUUCACGGCAAAGGUUGUGAUCUGUCUUUCAAAACUUUUCAAUUGCUUUGUACAGAAACGAUUUAUUAAAUGUUCUUUUUUCUCGCUUA
This is a messenger RNA of Gossypium raimondii (Peruvian cotton), 3885 nucleotides long. RefSeq names its product kinesin-like protein KIN-7D, mitochondrial. Gene Ontology annotation, biological process: microtubule-based movement. Gene Ontology annotation, molecular function: microtubule motor activity; ATP binding; microtubule binding. The transcript is spliced from 23 exons. The record is from RefSeq and is a predicted model, not a curated record. The coding region runs from base 308 to 3514 and encodes 1068 amino acids. Lineage: Eukaryota; Viridiplantae; Streptophyta; Magnoliopsida; Malvales; Malvaceae.